Messenger RNA from Dentiscutata heterogama, 3063 nucleotides. The record is from the annotation of a GenBank genome assembly. Lineage: Eukaryota; Fungi; Glomeromycota; Glomeromycetes; Diversisporales; Gigasporaceae.
AUGAAGAUAUUAUUAUAUUAUUUGAUAUUCGCAAUUAUAAUAUGUUUGUUGGCGAUUUUACCAACAGGAUUUGCACAAAAUACACCAUUAAGCCUUACGAAUUCGUUGACAUCUACAAAUAUUACCCAUUCAGAAAUAUCAAUUCAGCCUAACCUUACCGGUGUUCAACCUCGCGUCUUAGGUAUCUUCCAUUAUCAAGACAGUUCGACGACGGUUGUUCGCAUCGCUCGGGAGAAUUAUGACGUUGGCAUAAUUAGGUGUUUUGAGCGUAGGCUAUUACUUCGUGUUAUUCAAGCUAAUGGAAGUAUUAUCGAAAUAAAUUAUGAUAAUCUUACUGAAAUACAAGAUAUCAAUUAUUGCUGGGUUUAUGUUAAUAAUAGUAAUACCCUUACCCCUAAACAACCCCUAAAUAUAUACCCGUUAUUUGAACAAUACAUUCUAGUGACAUACACUCAUGCCACUAAUACCUCUGAUAAUACAACUUUUACUGAUCGUGGAAUGGUUUUAGAUUGGGGUGGAAAUAUUAUAAGUAUGCUCGAAUUUGGACCAUCUUACUUGAGCCCAGGCACAAAUUGGUAUCCAAAUGACUUUAUAGUUAAUAAUAUUACUCCAAAAAAGGGUUUUUUACGUUUAUCCGGGAUUAAGGUUAAUAAUAGAAGUAGCGCUUUCGAAUGGAGACAAUACGGAUAUGUUGGCAAUGGGAUAUUCACUUUAUUAUCGAAUGACACCGUUGAAAAUUUAGAUCUUGCAACCACCAGCUUUCAAGUUAUGGUAUUUCCAACUUUAAACGAUGGAUAUGCGAUUGUAUACGCUAAUUCGACCAAUAGUGUUGCAAUUUCUGACCCGCUAUCCGACCUAUUUAAUGCUAGAGCAGGAAUAUAUGCAAUAUUAUUAACUUAUAAUCAAACAAGAACGAGUGAAAGAAUUAUUUUAUAUGAAAUAAGCACUCCUAAUAUAUCAUUCACUGCUUUGUAUUGCUUUGUCGACUACGUCGCCAUUGGUCAUUCAUGCAUCGUACCCGUACGGCGAAUAGUUCAAGGAACAUCUACUACCAAUGUCACUUAUUAUAACAUAUCUACGACUACAGUUACGGCUACACGUACGACUACACUUGUUAGUUCAUCUACAACUGCUGUUGUAGGUGUUCCCACGCAGUUUCCCACGCAAAUUCCCACGCCGAUUAACGUUUCAAUACCUGUUACAAACACUACGCCUACCAUAAUGACAUCUUAUAUUAGAAUACGUUUCCUUUCAAGUGGUUCCGUAAUGACUUUGAACCCAUUAAUCAAUAUAACUACGAGCAUCCAACCAAUGAUUAGAACACUGCCUCUUGGAGGAUACACUUUUAUACUACGACCAGCUGAUAAUCAAAAUAUUGAUUUCUCCUUUGCGCUUUUUGAUGAAGCUAAUAAACCAUCUACAUCUGUGUAUCUACGACAACCAAUUCUUGCAAAUCUAUAUGGCGCAUUUGACGUAACACGAGAUAAUACGUUGCUAAUAGCACAAAAUGAAACGACCACUUCUUGGAGUCUUCUUUCGAUCAAUUUGCCGGCUCUUUCCCCACUUAAAGAUAAUGGUUAUGGUAAUUUACAUGUGACUACGACAUACCCCCAAAGAAAUUCUACGGAUGUAACUUUGAAUACCAACGUGAUUAGCAUUACAUUUCAAGAACAAAUUUCAUUGACUUGUGAUGUUAAUACUAAAAAAUGUUCAACAAAUAAUAAUACUGUCAGUCUUGAAGCAUUUCCUUCUACCUUUAAUGAUCCGAGUGGUCAAUAUUUCAUACAAAUGGAUAAUAACUUUGUAAAGAGUGCUAUAUAUAAUGAACCCUUAUUAGGAAUUGAACCAAAUAUAUGGACUUUUCAAACAGCUAAAAAUGUAUCAUUUAAACGUUCUGGUGAUGUCCAAGGAAAAUUACUAUUAACAGUUGCUGGAUCUAAUCAGUUUAAGCAAUUAAAUGAUUCGGGAAAAUAUGAAUUUUUUACAAAUUUAAUAAAUGAACUCACAGUCAGAAUUCCUAUAUCAGUGGGAAGAUUAAGUACAAAUGGACAUACUCAAUUGGUUAACCCUUGGUCCGAUUCAGAGCAAAUCCUUAUCCCACUUUUUAUUAAAGAAUCAAGCAAUAAUAAUGAAAAACUUACUAUAGUUGCCAGAUCUGAUUUAGACACUUUAAUAAAAGAGAAACAGUUUACAGGAAUAUCGACAGGAGCAGUUACGAGUCUUUUAGAUGAAAAAUAUGGAUUUCAACAACUUGCAUCACUACGGGAGUUCUUUGAAAUACAUAGCACAAAAAUUAUUUUAUAUGUUGUGGGCUUGGUAUUAUGUUUAGCAAUUUUCAUUGGAGCCCGAAUAAAAUCACCAGAGAGCGAUAAUUUUGUAAUUCUCCAAUUGGGUAUUGCCAUAUUUAAAAUCGUAACCAUUACAAUAUUUACCUUUACUGAUGCCACAACCAUUCAAGAUCUUUUCAUACCGAGUGUAGUAUUUUUAAUGCUUCCUAUAGCAGUCAAUUUAACAUUAGCAUUUUCAAUAUUAUAUUCGGAGCAUAAUGAAGAGUUUAUUUUAUGGUUUAAAUAUCAUGGAAGAAUUGCUACUACGGUAGCAUUAUUAUCUGGUUCAAACAUUGAUUUAUUAUUAAUAUUGAAAUCGCGCUUGAUGAAAUUUAAACUUUUUGAUGCACCAUUAUCCAAUAGGUCAUUGUCAAUUAUUUUUUGGGGAGGUUGUGCUGAUGUAAUACUGGGUGAUAUUGAACAACUAAUUAUUCAGAUAUUUUAUAUCUACUAUACUAUAGAAUAUGAUGCUAUUGCGUUAUUCACUAUAAUAGCAUCAGGACUUUCAACACUUUCUAAUAUUAUUAGUAAAUUAUUCUUUAUCAAAUACAAAAAACUUUCACCUUAUCAUAAAGAGGAGGAUAAAUUAGGUAAAUCGAUUAAAGAACCUAAUGUGAACAGAUCAAUUGAACAGAAAGAAAAUUUUGAUGAACCUUAUGUGGAUAAAUCAGUUGAACAAAAAGAAACCCCUGAAGAACUUGGCGAUAAUUCGGAAGGCACUAAUGUGGAAAGUUAA